Messenger RNA from Osmerus eperlanus (European smelt), 3376 nucleotides. RefSeq names its product SLIT-ROBO Rho GTPase-activating protein 3-like. Lineage: Eukaryota; Metazoa; Chordata; Actinopteri; Osmeriformes; Osmeridae. Gene Ontology annotation, cellular component: cytoplasm. The record is from RefSeq and is a predicted model, not a curated record. Gene Ontology annotation, biological process: signal transduction; negative regulation of cell migration. The coding region runs from base 155 to 2800 and encodes 881 amino acids. The transcript is spliced from 21 exons.
AAAAUCGCCGCACCCUUUUACUUACAGUUUUAAUACUAGGUGCAACCACCUGUACGCUUUCAACACAAACACUCUGGGUGUUGUUUGCUUGACUGUGGGCACUAUUUUUAGGUGAGCCGAAAAUGCGGCUGCUAUUUUUGCAGAGCAUGCACUGAUGCACCACAAGGCGAGCGCCACAUGUCAUCCCAAGCUGUCUUCUGUUGUCUCUCCGGAGAGAGUACUGAGAGGCGGUGAGAAGCGGCUGGUUGAGGGAGAUGUGUUAACAGUAAGGGAACGGAAUUUAAGGACGCUAUUUGCAUUCUAUUGUAACCUUGUUGGAAUAACAAUGACGUCCUACGCGAGACCUCGAAAAGUUGUGGACUAUGACACACAAAUCAAAGAGGUGCGUUGCCAGCUGGUGGAUCAGCUGAAGGUUUUAGAUUUGCAGCUGGAGCAGAAGACCCAGCAGCUGCAGGACCUGGGCGAGUACUGGAGACGACGUGGGGAGAUCGAGGGAGAGUACGCUCGCUCUCUGGACAAACUGGCCGAGAGGUUCACCUCCAAGAUCAAGAGGAAGGAGCCGAACGGUCAGUCGGUGGCCCAGUGUUGGCUGGUUCUGUUGAGUCAAACCCGCCAGGAGAGCAGGGAGCACAGUGGUCUGAGCGAGAGCUGCAGUAACCUGCUUACCCAGCCUCUCACACACUGCAUGGAGUACACACAGCGCCUGGCGAAGAGGAGUAAGGAGAUAUGUACUCAGUUACAAGAUGGACUGUUGAAGGUCACCGCAGAGCUACAGACUGCUUGGAGGACGUAUUACCAGUACCACUCUGAGUUUUUGUCUGCAGAGGGGAAGCUGAAGGAGGCUGAGAAAUUGGAGGAGAAGCAGAAACAAAGCGCUGCCAAGAAAGUUGAGAGACUCAUCGAGAAAAGACAAGGAAAGGUCAAAGAGAUCCACCUGAAGUGCACCAAGGCACGAAACGAUUAUCUUCUGAACCUGGCUGCGGCCAACACCUCCAUGAACAAGUACUACCACCAUGACAUCUCCUCUCUCAUUGAAUCUGCAGAUGCAGGCUACCACCUUUCCCUGUCUCGCGUGCUGCGGUCCUACCUGUCCAUCCGGUCUCAGACCCAGGAAAGUCUGACUGGAGGCCUGAAGCAGCUCCACACGGCCGUGUCCGGACUGGACCAGAACCAGGACCGAGACUGCCUGCUUCAGACCUACAACAAUGCUUUCUGUCUGUCCCAGUGCUUCCAGUAUCAGCCCCAUGAUGGAGACCAGGUGUGUGAGGUGAGUGCGGAGUGUGGGGCUAGGUGUGAGUUGGAGACCAGGUUCCAACAACUGCAAUCCAGGCUGGCCGCCGUCAACCAGGAAACCGAAGAGGCUGGAAAAGGUGUAUUGGGUGCCCACAGCAUCCUUUUGGAGAUAAUCUGUGAUGAUGACCUAGAACCCAGCGCUGGUGGCAGCUGCUGCAGUACCAGUGGUGGCCAGCAGGCCUAUGAUAGCAGCAGUGAGAAUCUGGCUGCCAAGCCCAGUGUGGCCAGGCGUCGAGCCAACCUGCAGGAGACAGAGAUCCUCUAUCUGGCUAAAGUGAAAGACUAUCUGAUUGGAAGCUCUUUGGUAUCCAAGCUCCAGGCCAAACAUGAUCUUCUCAAAGUGGCAAUUGCAAAAGCGGAGGCAACCAAUGGCCACAAACCCAGAGAAAACGGCAAGAAGUCUUUACGUGUGAGGAAGAAUCACCCCGGCACUAAGUUCACUCAGAAACUGUUCACUGGUGACAUGCUGUCCUUCAUAGAGGCCUCAGGACAGCAGAUCCCAGUUGUGGUGUUGAGUUGCAUUCGUUUCAUCAACCUCAACGGUCUUCACCACGAGGGUAUAUUCAGAGUGCCGGGUUCCCAGGUGGAGGUCAACAACCUGAGAGACGCCUUCGAGAGAGGAGAGGACCCCCUGGAGGACAGGGUUUGUGACAUAGACUCCGUGGCGGGUGUGCUGAAGCUCUACUUCCGAGGCCUGGAGAAGCCUCUCUUCCCUCAAGACAGCAUGAGCCAACUCCUGGAAUGCGCCCAGAUGGAUAACGAGUCCGAGAGAGCGGCGAAGCUCAAAGUCGUCGUCUCCUCCUACCUUCCACCUGUCCUUGUGGUCAUGCGAUACCUCUUUGCGUUCCUCCAUCAUGUGUCUCAGUACAGUGAUGAAAACAUGAUGCAGCCAUACAACCUGGCUGUGUGCUUUGGCCCCAGCCUGGUGCGAGGGGCGCAGGAUGAUGAUGUUGUCACUCUGCAGCCUCAGAUCAAUGCUCUGGUCAAGGACAUCAUUGUGCAGCAUGAGAGCAUCUAUCCCAGCCAAGCUGAACUCCAGGGACCCGUAUAUGAGAAAUGCAUGACACUGGAGCCAGAUGACUGCGAUCCUAUCAUAGAAGAUGGAGAUGGGGAGUCAGAGAUGGAGACAGGGCCCCUCCACCCCACCACGUCUGCUGAAAUGCCCCAAUUGAAGGCAGAGCGACAUCGGAGCAACUCCAGACCAGCCCCCACAGGGGGCGCUGUUGCUCCAAAUGUCAAGUUUGCACUACAGCUCCCCGUGGGGCCUCACGUCAGGCCGUCCCGCUCCCUCUCACCAGGGUUUUUCCGGAAAGAAUGCCAAAGCAAGUCCUCUGCUGAGGACAUUCAAGUUCAAGUUGACAAGGAGGUCUGUCUCCAGAUGAACUCGGUCUUCAAGGAGCUUCUCAAUCGACAAACACCCCAGGACCUACCCCCCAUCACCCCCUCUUCUCAGCCUCUCCAGAAGAAAGGCGGGGGAGCAGGGAGGAAAGGCAAGGGGCUGUUUUGAUCAGCAGUCACCUGGACUGAGAGACGGUUGGGGGGGAAGGGUCGAGGCAACCCUCUGUGGGAGGGCAUUAGAGCUCGAGGUGGGCGAUGACACAUUAUGACAGCGGCCAUUGAAGGGCUAGUUACAGAUGGCUGAGUUCAAUGAAGUACAGUCGGAUCACAGACAAUAUGUCUGACCGAACACACACACACUGUGAGGCAUUCGAUUGGACAAGGCUUGAUUUCCACUGAGAAGCCUUUGUUUGACUGUUUAAUUUAUGGCCAGUGGUGUGUUGGUUAUAUUGUAUUUAUUUAGUUUACUUGAAUUACUUAAUGUGCACUGCUGUAUUCAUUCUCAUUAAUCACUGGUGUAUUUUAUGUAACAGUCUUUCCUGUCUUUGGAUCCUUGUUCUGUGCAGCUGAAUCUAACUGUACUUAAAUGUAUUUCUAAUGCCUUUUGGCAUAUCAAGGAGACAGGUAUGUUGUGUCAUUAACAUUGAAUGAUAACUGUACUAUCUUGUGCACACAUUUGCAUUGCUCUCACUGUGAAAACAUUUGUCUGUUAUAUAAAAUAUCUAAAUGUGACUAAAUUGAUUGU